Molecule: messenger RNA, 2333 nt
Organism: Thunnus maccoyii (southern bluefin tuna)
Lineage: Eukaryota; Metazoa; Chordata; Actinopteri; Scombriformes; Scombridae
Product: excitatory amino acid transporter 3-like
Exons: 13
Coding region: 101-1816 (571 amino acids)
Biological process (GO): L-glutamate transmembrane transport
Cellular component (GO): plasma membrane
Molecular function (GO): glutamate:sodium symporter activity; L-glutamate transmembrane transporter activity; neutral L-amino acid transmembrane transporter activity
Source: RefSeq, a predicted model, not a curated record
UUAAUUUUCAAUUUUGAACCAAAACACAAAAAGAGCAGGACACUAUUGAUGCAACUGAACUCUCUAGUUUGUUUACUUUUAGCUAACAAACUGUGCGAAAAUGGAGACAUCUGAGGCGGAUAACAAUCCAGGCAGCACAGGCUGCCUGAGGGCGUGUUUGGAAUAUAUUCUUCAUCAUAAAUUUCUGGUUUCAAGCCUGACAGCUGUAGCGCUAGGUAUUGCUCUAGGCUUCAUUCUCAAGAUUUGUGUCCCUAUGUCUGAAUUCGACCAACAAUACAUCAGCUUUCCAGGAGAAAUGCUCAUGCGGAUGCUUCAGGCAGUUACUGUUCCUCUCAUUGUUACAAGUGUGAUAACAGGUGUUUCUGGUCUAAGUGUUGAAACCUCCAGAAGAAUCGCUGGACGUGCAGCAGCAUACUUUGUCUCAACCACUGUAAUUUCUGUGACUAUAGGAUUAAUCUUGGUACUAUCGGUCCAGCCUGGGAUUGCUUAUGCUGUUAAAAAAGGUGAAACAGAAGAUGAGGAGUCCUUUUCCACUCUCGAUGCCUUGUUGGAUCUAGUGAGAAACAUGGUGCCACAAAACCUGAUUCAGGCUUGCUUCCGACAGUAUAAGACAGAGAGGGUGGAGUUUGAAUCUGAAACAGAUGAGCAAAAUUCUAGUCUGGAAAUGAAUGCCACAGAAGUGCGACUGGUGGGCCACUAUGUGGAAGGAGCCAAUACAUUAGGCCUGAUUGUCUGGUCUUUUAUUUUUGGCCUGAUCCUCAACAGGAUGGGAGAAAAAGGGGAAGUACUUGUGGAUGUCCUUACUGUCCUCAAUGAGGCCACAAAACGCAUGGUCAACUUGAUACUGGGCUACUUGCCAUUUGGAGUGUUGUUCUUGAUUGCAAGCCAUGUUGUUGAGGUUCAUGACUGGGAAACUACCUUUAAACUUGGAAAGUUCAUGGUAGUGGUUGUUGUUGGGCUUAUAAUACAUGGAGUGAUAGUUUUACCUGGGAUCUAUUUCCUGUGUGUGAGAAGAAACCCUUUUUCUGUCAUCAGAGGGGUUUCUUCUGCCUUACUGACUGCACUGGUCAUCUCAUCCAGCUCUGCCACACUGCCGCUCACUUUCCGAUGUUGUGAGGAAAAACUCAUGAUCGACAAAAGAGUCACUCGCUUCAUGCUGCCCAUUGGAACCAACAUCAACAUGGACGGAACUGCCCUUUAUGAAGUGGUCGCAGCAGUUUUCAUUGCCCAACUCAACCACAUCCAUCUGGACUUAAGCCAGUUAUUAACACUUUCUGUGACAUCAGCAGUGUCCAGCAUAGGAGCAGCAGGGAUCCCAGCUACAGGAGCAGUGACCACUCUCUUUGUUUUGACAUCCAUUGGUUUACCUGCAAAAGAAGCUACCAUUCUGGUGGUUGUAGAAUGGCUCCUAGAUCGCUGCAACACUGUUCUUAAUGUCAUGGGAGACUGCAUUGGUGUGGCAAUCGUUAGCCAUAUGUCGAGAAAAGAACUGGAAGAAUUGGACGAGCAUGGACGGAAAAUUACAAGGGUACAUGACAGUGAUACUGACAGCGGCACCCCGGACGAGAUCCAGGUUAACAUCAGCAGACAGGACUCUGAUGACAUCUUGUACCUACCCCAGGACAGUGAUGCAUUUGAGCACUUCCAGGAUGCGGACGAGCCCAGUGAGGAUUCUGAUCUUCAGAUUCUAUGCAUCCCUGCAGAAUACCUGUCACUCCAUGACAGUGAUGCUGAGGGCUGCAGCCCAGGCGAGAUCCAGGUUCACAUUAGCAGCCAAUACUCUGAUGAUGACAACAGUGAUGAUGAGUACAUUUAGUGUCAGCUCAGCCUGAACAGGGACUGGGCAUCAACAGAGGAAACAAUGCAGAUUGUCUUAUGUCUUUAAUUUGUUAUUAUUUGACUUGUUUGGUAUCACAUUCAUUUGAUUUUGUGUUUUGUGUUAGUGAUGUAGUUGUCUAUGGUAGAUUUAUACAUUGUAGUAAUAGAUGCAGUUACUGAAUUGAAUUGAACUGAAUUCAAUUUAUCUUAAGUGUAUUGAUGUAACAGAUGUAUUGUAGUUAGUGAAUUGAAUUUAAUUGAUGUAAUAUUUGUAGUAUUUGUAGUAUUUGAUGUAGUAUAUGUGGAAUUGAAUUGAACUGAACUCAGUUGAAUAGAAUCACACUGAAUUGAUAUGAUAUAGUUAUUAAAUUGAACUGAAUUGAUGUAACAGGUAGUUAUGGAGUUGAUGUAACAGGUGUAGUUAUUGAAUCCAAUUGAAUUGAAUUGAUGUAAUAGUUGAGUUCAGCGAGAUUUAUUUUGGUAUUUAUUGGUAAAUAAACAUUAAAGAUGCUGCA